Apaloderma vittatum (bar-tailed trogon) is the source of this 1233-nucleotide messenger RNA. RefSeq names its product sodium bicarbonate transporter-like protein 11. NCBI's taxonomy places the organism in Eukaryota, Metazoa, Chordata, Aves, Trogoniformes, Trogonidae. Gene Ontology annotation, biological process: monoatomic ion homeostasis; monoatomic anion transport; transmembrane transport. Bases 1 to 1233 code for a protein of 410 amino acids. Gene Ontology annotation, molecular function: solute:inorganic anion antiporter activity. Gene Ontology annotation, cellular component: plasma membrane; basolateral plasma membrane. The record is from RefSeq and is a predicted model, not a curated record. The transcript has 11 exons.
AUGACGUGUAGUGCUUCCAUCUACAAUGUUCUCCAUAUUGCAGAGAAGCUGGUGCCCAACUACUUUAAUGAGUCUCCACCAGCAGCGAUGUCAAGAAAUGGAUACUUCUUUGAAGAAAGUGGGUACCUCAAGUGUGACACGGACGAUGGCUGUGAGGCCAAGGAGGAGGCGGGGGGCGAGGAGCUCUUCGACGCCGUGAACUCCUCCAUCGUCUCUGGGGACAGCAUCCGCUUCUUUGUCAACGUCAACCUGGAGAUGCCACUGAAAGCCGCCGCUGAAAGUGAAGGUACUGGCUGCGUGUUACUGCACACAUCAAGGAAGUACCUGAAAUUAAAGAAUUUUGAGGAGGAAGUUAGAGCCCACCGAGACCUGGAUGGAUUUUUGGCCAGAGCCAGCAUAAUCCUCGAUGAAACGGCCACCUCUUUGGAUGAUGUUCUUCGAGAGAUGCUGAAACACUUUGCUGAAGAUCCCGAGAACGUGGAGCCGAGCUGUAACUUUGAAAAAAUCAUGAGCACUUUAUUCACGGAUUCAGGGACCCCACGGGAAGGGAACGGCACCCAUGAUGUUUCAGAGUCAACAGGAAAGAAUAUACAAACAUGUACAUCGCACCUCAAAUUUCACCUCUUAUCAGAUACAAUUCAAGGGGUCACAGCGACAGUCACGGGGGUGCAGUAUCAGCAGUCCUGGCUCUGUAUCAUUUGCACUAUAAAGUCCCUUCAGCGACGUCAUGUUUGCAUCAGCCGUCUGGAGAGGCCUCAAAAUUGGGGUGAAAACUCCUGCGAAGUGAGAUUUGUGAUAUUAGUCUUGGCUCCUCCUAAAAUGAAAAGUACCAAAACUGCCACAGAGGUGGGCAGGACCUUUGCCACGAUGUUUUCAGACAUAACCUUUCGGCAGAAGCUCCUAGAAACCAAAACUGAGGAGGAGUUCAAGGAAGCCUUAGUCCACCAACGCCACUUGUUGACGGUGGUGAAUCAGAGACCCUCAGCGAUGAGCGAUGAGCACAACACACACAGUCCUAAGCCACUCAAGCUGCAUGACUUUCUCAAUGUUGGCAAGGGGAUUUCUGAUGACAUUGCACGAAGAUUUCCAGUGUACGCGUUGGACUUCACUGACGGUAUGUUGGCCAAUGUUUAUGAAAGCAUUGGCCUGACUUUGAAUUUUUGUGAUGCGAUGUCCUGUUUACAGUGUGCAUUGAAUGUGUUCUUUGAUACGUGUGAUAGCUCUCUUAUUUAA